Molecule: messenger RNA, 738 nt
Organism: Tachysurus vachellii
Lineage: Eukaryota; Metazoa; Chordata; Actinopteri; Siluriformes; Bagridae
Gene: ninj2
Product: ninjurin 2
Exons: 4
Coding region: 183-563 (126 amino acids)
Biological process (GO): tissue regeneration; cell adhesion
Cellular component (GO): membrane
Source: RefSeq, a predicted model, not a curated record
CUUCUGUACUGUCCUCAUGUAAUGCCCUCACGAGUGGGUUUGAAAGACAUGAAUAACCCACUUGUCUGUGCUGAAAUUAUUCGUAAGAGUCUUGCCGUCUACUUCUCUCUCAGCGAUCGCUGUUUGUUUGUCCCGCAGAAACGACAAAGCGUACGGAGGACGAAGGAUUCUUAACAUCAGCCAUGUCAGCAGCUAGGGGACAAGCAGAUCUGCAGAAUCUCAACAUGAAUCAGUAUGCCACUAAGAAGACAGUGGCUGAAAGCAUGCUGGAUGUGGCUCUGCUUAUGGCCAACGCGUCUCAGCUAAAAGCCGUGCUGGAACAAGGGCCCGGGUUUAAGUACUUCCUGAUCGUGAUUGUGCUCAUCGCAGUCUCGCUCUUCUUCCAAGUGCUCGCUGGAGCUUUCUUUAUUCUCAUGGCACGGAAAGAUCUCAAUGUCGUCGCAAAUCACAGAAAGCUGGACUUAAUGAAUAACAUAGCGACUGCCCUUGUGUUCCUUACCGUCAUCAUCAACAUCUUCAUCACUGCAUUCGGUGUGCAGAAGACAGGCCUCUACCCUCAGUAGUGAACUUUAAGGGAAGGUUACUGAAUGGGAACUUGAUAUUACAGGACUUGGACAUAUAUCAUCAGUAAAUCCUGGAAGCCUGCAUUGGACAUUUAAAUGAAAAAAAAACAAACAAAUAUGUUAUGUUCAGUACUGUUUACCUUUGCCAUAGGUAGCACUUAAUAAUGAAUUUAAC